AUGGCCUGCUGCUCUACCAGCUUCUGUGGGUUUCCCAGCUGCUCCACCAGCUGCUGCCAGCCCACCUCCUGCCAAACCAGCUGCUGCGGCACUGGCGGUAGCAUCAGUGGUGGCCAGGGGAGUGGCCAAGGAGCUACAACUUGCCGUGUCAGGUGGUCCCGCCCAGACUGCCGUGUGGAGGGCACCAGCCUGCCCUCCUGCUGUGUGGUGAGCUGCACCCCCCCAACCUGCUGCCAGCUGCACCACGCCCAGGCCUCUUGCUGCCGCCCAUCCUACUGUGGACAGUCCUGCUGCCGCCCAGCCUGCUGCUGCCCCUGUUCCCAGCCCACCUGCUGCCAAUCCACCUGUUAA
Molecule: messenger RNA, 351 nt
Organism: Orycteropus afer afer
Lineage: Eukaryota; Metazoa; Chordata; Mammalia; Tubulidentata; Orycteropodidae
Source: RefSeq, a predicted model, not a curated record